Alosa sapidissima (American shad) is the source of this 5449-nucleotide messenger RNA. RefSeq lists its product as uncharacterized. Gene Ontology annotation, biological process: cell surface receptor signaling pathway; G protein-coupled receptor signaling pathway. The coding region runs from base 1 to 5241 and encodes 1746 amino acids. Lineage: Eukaryota; Metazoa; Chordata; Actinopteri; Clupeiformes; Clupeidae. Gene Ontology annotation, molecular function: G protein-coupled receptor activity. The transcript is spliced from 28 exons. Gene Ontology annotation, cellular component: membrane. The record is from RefSeq and is a predicted model, not a curated record.
AUGAGGCCAAAGAAGGACACUAACCUCACAGAGGGCUGGUAUCGCUUCACUGGCAUUGGUGGAGAUGUCCUGUCCUAUUACUGUAGUAGUGGAUUCCUUAGCCUUUGUAGUAAUCCUGACUAUUCUAGCAUUCUGGAAAGUCAAGUGUACACCCUUGAUUUGUGCUCUGGGGGUUGCACACGUACAGGAGAAAUUGUGAAUUUGCUGUUCUGCCCAGGAGGAUUCUAUUUGUACAAACUCUUCCCCACAGACAAAACCUUCAUAACUGCUCAUAAGACAUGUGGAAUAUCAUCCUGUGGAACUAAUGCUUACUGCUACAGUGGUGACGGUUAUGGUCAUUGUCAGUGUCUCCCUGGAUACUCAGUACCAUCUGGCCAUGUCCCAACUGGGGACUCAUUUGGAUGUGAAGGAACUUGCCCAUCAUAUUCUAAUCUGUCUGAUCCAUGGCGUAAUAUUGGCUUCAAAUCAACAACCUUUCCUGGAUGGCCAAAGACAGACAGAUACUUAAGUUCCAGAUGGUAUCGCUUCGUUGGUAUUGGAGGAGAUGUGCUGUAUGACAACUGUACCAGCGCUGUUAUUGGUGGAGGCACAUCACAUCCCAUUGUAUCAUGUGGUCAAGACAGUACAUAUUAUUGGGGGAUUCAAUUCAAUGAUAUAACACUCUGUUACCAGUCCUCAGGAAGGUGCUCAACAACUAUACAAAUCAAGAGACUCCUUUGUCCUGGAGGAUUCUACUUGUAUCAACAUUACACAUAUGACACAUCAUUCAGUUAUGUCACUCGACACCAGACGUGUGGACCGUCCUCCUGUGGUCCUAAUGCCCUGUGCGUUGGUGACGGACGCUGUGAGUGCAAACCUGGAUAUGAGAUACCUGACGGCUACCUACCGACUGGAGACUCCCAUCAGUGUGGAGUUGGACUACGACUAGUUGGAGGUAACACAAACUGUUCUGGACGAGUUGAGGUCCUCCACAAUGGCACUUGGGGCACCGUAUGUGACGACAGCUGGGACUUGAACGAUUCCACGGUGGUGUGUAGAGUGAUGGGCUGCGGUCCUGCUCUCCAGGCUUCUCAAGGGGCCAUAUUUGGACAGGGAAGUGGCCAGAUCUGGAUGGACGAUGUCCGUUGUGUCGGAAACGAGACUUUCCUGACCCAGUGUCCUCAUGUAGGGUUUGGAAAUCAUAAUUGUGGACAUACGAAGGAUGCAGGAGUGGUGUGUGCAGAGAUUUGCUCAACCUACACAAAUCUGUCUGAGCCAUGGCGAAACUACAACUUUCUCUCUUGGCGGCCGAAGACGGACACUAACCUCACAGAGGGCUGGUAUCGGUUCACUGGCAUCGGUGGAGAUGUCCUGUCCUUUUACUGUCGUAGCGAUGGCAGAACCCUUAGCCUUUGUAGUAAACCUGACUAUUCUAGCAUUCUGGAAGGUCAAGUCAACACCCUCGAUUUGUGUGUCUAUUCUGGGGGCUGCACACAUUCAGGAGAAACUGUGGAUGUGCUGUUCUGCCCGGGAGGAUUCUAUCUAUAUAAACUCUUCCCCACUGACAAAACCUUCAUAACUGCUCAUAAGACAUGUGGAAUAUCAUCCUGUGGAACUAAUGCUUACUGCUACAGUGGUGACGGUUAUGGUCAUUGUCAGUGUCUCCCUGGAUACUCAGUACCAUUUGGCCAUGUCCCAACUGGGGACUCAUUUGGAUGUGAAGGAACUUGCCCAUUAUAUACCAAUCUGUCUGAUCCAUGGCGUAAUAUUGGCUUCAAAUCAACAACCUUUCUUGGAUGGCCAAAGAGUGACAAAUACUUACAACGUCAUGGGUGGUAUCGCUUCGUCGGUAUUGGGGGAGAUGUGCUGUAUGACAACUGUACCAGUGCUGUUAUUGGUGGAGGCACAUCACAUCCCCUUGUAUCAUGUGGUGAAGACAGAACAUACUAUUGGGGAAACCGAUACAGUGAUAUAACGCUCUGUUACCAGUCCUCAGGAGGGUGCUCAACAGCUGGACGAAUCAACAGACUCCUUUGUCCUGAAGGAUUCUACUUGUAUCAACAUGACUCAUAUGACACAUCAUUCAGUUAUGUCACUCGGCACCAGACGUGUGGACCGUCCUCCUGUGGUCCUAAUGCCUUGUGUGUUGGUGACGGACGCUGUGAGUGCAAACCUGGAUAUGAGAUACCUGACGGCUACCUACCGACUGGAGACUCCCAUCAGUGUGGAGUUGGACUACGAUUAGUUGGAGGUAACACAAACUGUACUGGACGAGUUGAGGUCCUCCACAAUGGCACUUGGGGCACCGUAUGUGACGACGGCUGGGACUUGAACGAUUCCACGGUGGUAUGUAGAGUGAUGGGCUGCGGUCCUGCUCUCCAGGCUCCUCAUGGGGCCAUAUUUGGACAGGGAAGUGGCAAGAUCUGGAUGGACAAUGUCAGUUGUGUCGGAAACGAGACUUUCCUGACCCAGUGUCCUCAUGGAGGGUUUGGAAAUCAUAGCUGUGGACAUGCAGGAGUGGUGUGUGCAGAGAUUUGUUCAACCUACACAAACCUGUCUGAGCCAUGGAGGAACUAUAACUUUAUAAGUCGAAAGCCAAAAACGGACACUGACCUCACAGAGGGCUGGUAUCGCUUCACUGGCAUUGGUGGAGAUGUCCUGUCCUUUUCCUGUUCCGGCAGUUACGGACUCCUUAGCCUUUGUAGUAAUCCUGACUAUUCUAGCAUUCCGGAAGGUCAAGUCUAUACCGUCAAUUUGUGCUCAAGUUGCACACGUACAGGAGAAACUGUGGAUGUGCUGUUCUGCCCGGGAGGAUUCUAUCUGUUCAAACUCUUCCCCACAGACAAAUCCUUCAUAACCGCUCAUAAGACAUGUGAGAUGUCAUCCUGUGGAACUAAUGCUUCCUGCUACAGUGGUAGUGGUUAUGGCUAUUGCACCUGCAUCCCUGGAUACUCAGUACCAUCUGGCCAUGUCCCAACUGGGGACUCAUUUGGAUGUGAAGGAACUUGCCCAUCAUAUACCAAUCUGUCUGAUCCAUGGCGUAAUAUUGGCUUCAAAUCAACAACCUUUCUUGGAUGGCCAAAGAGUGACAAAUACUUACAACGUAAUGGAUGGUAUCGCUUCGUCGGUAUUGGAGGAGAUGUGCUGUAUGACAACUGUACCAGUGCUGUUAUUGGUGGAGGCACAUCACAUCCCCUUGUAUCAUGUGGUGAAGACAGAACAUACUAUUGGGGAAACCUAUACAAUGAUAUAACACUCUGUUACCAGUCCUCUGGCAGGUGCUCAACAAAUGGACGAAUCAACAGACUUCUUUGUCCUGGAGGAUUCUACUUGUAUCAACAUUACACAUAUUACACAUCAUUCAGUUAUGUCACCCGACACCAGACGUGUGGACCGUCCUCCUGUGGUCCUAAUGCCCUGUGUGUUGAUGACGGACGCUGUGAGUGCAAACCUGGAUAUGAGAUACCUGACGGCUACCUACCGACUGGAGACUCCUAUCAGUGUGGAGUGUCACAGGUUGAAGCGUGUGGCACAUUAGCUCAGGUAUGUCCUGUGUCAUCCAUAUGUGUCCGCACCGAAGAGGGAUUUUACUGUGAAUGCCAAAACGGUACCAUACCCAGUAUCACUGCAGGCAAAACAUUGGUUUGCAAAGAUCUUCACAGCAGUGAGGGAACGUCGCCUGAGGCUCAAUUUAACAAUCUGAACAGUGUUGUCAAGAAUUUGACGGAUGAUGUUGUUUUAGAGCCAUACGUUGUGUCGUCCUUACUGGAGAGAUUACAAGAUGCCCUUACUGAGGUGCCACAGGAUACCAGUGGAAAGAAGCUGGUGGUCUUGGGUGAUGCCAUGCUGCAGUCCACCGAAAAGCUGGUGGGGGCCCUGGUGGAGCCCACGACCACAAAUGCCAGCAAAACCCUGAUGACCAAAACUAUGGAAGUACAAACCUUUACCAUCGGAAAGGACUAUAAGAGCAAUAUGAGUGCCAAUGUUGAAAAUAAGAAUAACUCUUUGGAUUUAGACCUUGUUGGUAUUGCAAGGAACAACAAUGGAUCUGCCGCUGUGGCCUUCACAAACUUCAAGAACUUGAGUUCAGUUCUGACAGCAGACCUCUUCUACACUGUCAAUGAUACAAAGAAGACCAUGAUGUCGGCAGUUCUGAGUGCCUCCCUACCAAAAACCCCACACAAAGUCCUGCCAAGUCCAGCCAACAUCACAAUUAAACACAUCCAGAGUCUGGACCCUCAGGGUGUGCUCUCCUGUGUGUACUGGAAUGGCAGCGCCUGGGCGGUAGACGGCUGUGAUGUCACCCAGACCAACGCCACCCACACCGUCUGCACCUGUGUGCAUUUCUCCACCUUCGCUCUGAUCAUGCAGGUGCAGGUGCAGGCGCAGCGACCUCCGGAGGAGAAGGCGGAGACAAAACAGAUGAUGGUGUUACUGAAUAAGAUCGUUGUUCCUAUUGGGUUGGGGUUCUUGACCCUGGCCGUGAUGGCCUUUGCCCUCUGUCGAUGGAAACCCCAAGUGAACAACACGACUCGUCUGAACCUCUGCAUCAGUCUGCUGCUCGCUCACCUCCUCUUCCUGCUCGUCCAGGAGUUCAUCCACCUCAUCCACCCUCACAAGGUCGUGUGCACGGUGCUCUCAGGAGUCCUUCACUACCUCUUCCUGAGCAGUUUCACGUGGAUGCUCCUGGAGACCAUCUGGCUUUUCCACGCUGUCCUCAGGCUCAAAGACAUCAGAUCUCCACGGGGGAUGGGACCUCACUGGGGAUACCAGUGCCUGAUUGGUUAUGGAGGUCCCUUGGCUGUUGUUGCUGUUUCAGCUGGAAUUAUGCCGGAUGGCUAUGGGAGUGACAGGUGCUGGUUGAAUUACAGAGACGACAGAGAAUUCACCUGGAGUUUUCUUGGUCCUGUGUGCUUCAUCCUUGGAACAAACACUGUCCUCUUCUUCAUCAUCAUCAUCCUCCUUCACACUACCCUGUCACGGAUGCAACAUGGCCCCACACACAAUAAACGAAUCAGGAUGUUGGUGUUUAAAACCCUGAUCCAGUCUUUUAUCGUUGGUUUGCCUUGGAUACUGGGAUUCUUCACUGAAAGCAGCCAGGCCGUGGCCAUGCUCUUCCUUGCACUCAACAGCCAACAGGGAACCUUCAUCUUCCUGCUACACUGUGUUCUCAAUGAGGAGGUGCGACAGCAGUUCUGGAGUUGCUGCUGCAGGAGAAUGAGAGAGAAGGAGACUGGCAAAGUGGUGUCCUCUACAAUGUAACUUAAAAUUUCCAUCCAUGUUCUCUUCAUUUAUGAGAGAGUACACUAUUAGUACACUUCCAUUGCAGUUCACAACAACUACACCAUUCCUUGUUUGAAAUCAUCAACUUACUUUCAUUCUCCUAUUCAUUUUUUGUGAUACUUUAUUAUGACCGUCGCGCAGCGAAGCGGCGGUCAUAUAGGUUUAGUCAGAUUUUUUUUUUCAUUCU